UACAAGACUUUUUUUCCAUUUGACAAAUCAAAUUUUCUUUUGAUUCACAUACAUCCCCAACUCUAACCCGUGAGAAACAGAGAGCGACUGUUCAAAAAUUUGGCCAUUGAUAGUUGAACCAUAAAGGUUGAAAAAAACCUCUCCAUGUCUAUUCCCUUUCUGGGGUUCGACAAAUUCAAGCUUUUCGCCAUUAUUGAGUUCAGAGGACUGGUUUGACAAGUUUUAUUUUGGAGGAGAAGAAACUUUUUGAAUGGAGAAAUCAUCUAUGGUGGUUUUUUCUGAGAUGGGAAUGGAGGAUAAUGGCUUUGUCAAUCAGUGGCACAAGAGCUCAAUGGAUGAGCUUGGUAUGCUCCCAUUAGCAGCUUCUUUGGGGGAGAAUUUGCAGCAUUCUUAUGCUCAAACAAACUUUGAUCAAAAGGCUUCUUUAAACCAUUCACACAAUGCCAUACUUGGGUAUGUGAAACAGUUCAAAAAUGAUGAAUGGAGUUCAUACCAAACAACUAAUCAUUUGCCAAAUUCACAAGUAAUUGCUUAUCCGACUGCAUCUGUUUCGGCUUCCAACUACUCGAACCAAAUGGACUUCACGAGGCCAAAAGAGGAGGUUGUGUGUCCUCAGAGUAUUAGCAACCUCCCAUCUGAUAUCUUGGUUUCUCAAGGCUCAUUAGCCUACCAAAGCCAUGUAACCAAGUCGAAUCGUGGAACAAGGAGUCCCUCUACAAACAGUAGAAUCCCCCAGGCUCAAGAUCAUAUUCUUGCAGAGCGGCGACGGCGAGAGAAGCUCAGCCAGCGGUUUAUCGCUUUAUCUGCUAUAGUUCCUGGCCUAAAGAAGAUGGACAAGGCUUCAGUUCUUGGAGAUGCCAUUAAGUAUCUGAAACAACUCCAAGAGAAAGUGAAGAUACUAGAGGAACAAACCCGCAGGAAAGACAUCGAAUCGGUGGUAUUCGUCAGGAAAUCCCAAGUUUUUGCUGAUGGAAACAACACAUCAAAAGAGGAGGACGAGCCACUUCCUGAAAUCGAAGCAAGAUUUUGUGACAAAAAUGUCCUUAUAAGAGUACACUGUGAAAAAAAGAAAGAUGUCAUAGAGAAAACAAUUGCUGAAAUUGAAAAGUUGCACCUUACAAUAGUCAACAGCAGUGUUAUGUCAUUUGGGAGUCUCGCUCUCGACAUAACUAUUAUCGCGCAGAUGGAUAAGGAAUUCUGUUUGACAUUAAAGGAACUCGUGAAGAAGUUGCAGUCGACUCUGCGCUUGUUUUAACGAGAAGAUAGAAGAGUUUUUUAAAUAAGAUCAGGAGCAGCCCUUGGCCUACAACAAAAUAAGAACAAUCAUAUAAAAGUAUAAAACAAAACUAAACAAAACCUAUCCCUUUUUAAAGCCAUUAUGUUUACAGGUCUGUGAUGUUCAACCAAAUUUGGACCAAUAAUCUUCAAGCAAACCACUUGUGAGAUUCACAUUUCAGGUGGGGUUUUCAUUUUUUCCCUUUCCUUUUUGCAUGUUAAAUCAUGUUGUAUUUGUCACCUACCUGUUUCAUUAGAAGUGACCUCACAGCUUGUUUGGAGGGUUGUUUUUUUCCAUUGAAGUUGCUGCCCAAAAAGCAUCAAAUUCUGUGGUUUCUCCUUCAGGGGAAGUUGGUUUUUUUAAGUUUGUUGGUCAGAACAGGCCUUUGUUCUUCUUCUUUUUUGUUUUUUGACAGUUCAUUUCUUCUGUUUGAUGUUUUAGAGGCUAUACAUGAAAAUGUAUGAGCCUCUUUUUUCAGUUACUUUGGUUUGUAAUGCCUUGUUUGGAAGUGAUGAAAUAGAUGAAAACUUUGCUUCUUUCA
This is a messenger RNA of Benincasa hispida (wax gourd), 1817 nucleotides long. The record is from RefSeq and is a predicted model, not a curated record. NCBI's taxonomy places the organism in Eukaryota, Viridiplantae, Streptophyta, Magnoliopsida, Cucurbitales, Cucurbitaceae.